UCUGGGCUUCCUGUUGGGGCUUCCUCUGAAUCCUGUGACACAAAGGCCCCAUCACUCUUACCGCAAAGAUGCUGCUAUUGCCACCACCGCUGCUGCUGCUGUCCCUGCUGUGCACAGGGUCCCUGGCUCAGCGCCGGGGCUACUUCUGGAUGGAGGUGCAGGAGUCCGUGACGGUGCAGGAGGGCCUGUGUGUCUGCGUGCCCUGCUCCUUUUACUAUCCCUGGAGCUACUGGAAUAAAUCUGUUCCAGCUCACGGCUACUGGUUCCGGGAAGGGGCCAGGAUCCACCAGGAUCCUCCAGUGGCCACAAACAACCCAGGUCGUGAGGUGCUGACGGACACCCAGGGCCGAUUCCACCUCCUCGGAGACCCCCGGACCUACAGCUGCUCCCUGGACAUCAGAGACGCACAGAGGAGAGACUCGGGGAAGUACUUCUUUAGGGUGGAGAGAGGACCUCACGUGAGACAUAGUUACACACAGAGCAUGUUCUCCCUGCGUGUAACAGCUCUGACACAGACACCCGACAUCCGCGUCCAGGGGAGCCUGGAAUCUGGCCGCCCCAGGAAUAUCACCUGUGCAGCGCCAUGGGCCUGUGAGAGGGGGACGCCCCACACCUUCUCCUGGAUCGGGCUUGCCCUCACUUCCCUGCACCCCGAGAGCCCCCAUUCCUCAGCACUCACCCUCACCCUGGGACCCCAGGACCACGGCACCAACCUCACCUGUCGAGUGACCUUCCCCGGAGCUGGCGUGAGCGCAGAGAGGACCGUCAGGCUCGACGUGUCCUAUGCACCCCAGAAGCUGACCAUCAGAGUAUUCUGGAAAGAAGGCACGGGACCUGAGACUCUGGGCAAAAGCCUAUCUCUCCCAGUCCAGGAGGGCCAGUUCCUACGCCUGGACUGUGUCGCCGACAGCAACCCUCCUGCCACGAUGAGCUGGACCCGGGGGAGCCUGACCCUGAGCCCCUCAAAUUCCUCGAACCCCGGGGUCCUGGAGCUGCCCCGGGUGGAACUGGGGGACCAUGGGAAAUAUGUCUGCCGAGCUCGGCAUCCGUUGGGCUCCAAGGAAGCAUCUCUGAGCCUCGUUGUGAAAAACCCCCCGCAGCUGCUGGGACCCUCCUGCUCCCAGGAGAAUGAGGGUCUGCACUGCAGCUGUUCCUCCCGAGCCCAGCCGGCCCCCUCCCUGCGCUGGCGGCUGGGGGCGGGGCUGCUGGAGGGGAAUUUCAGCAACGCCUCCUUCAAGGUCACCUCCACCUCGGCUGGGCCCUGGGCCAACAGCUCCCUGAGCCUCAGCGAGGGGCUCAGCCCUGGCCUCAGACUCAGCUGCGAGGCCCAGAACAGCCACGGGAAACAGAGCGCCACUGUCCAGCUGCUGCCAGGGAGGCCAGCAUCCAGGACUGGUGUGGUUUGGGGGGCCGCCGGGGGAUCUGGCGUCACAGCCCUGCUAGCUCUCUGCCUCUGCCUCGUCUUCUUUGUAGUGAAGAGCUACAGGAAGAAGCCAGCAGGGAAGGCAUCGGACAGAGAUGGCGUCCGGCCAGCGUUGAGUUCCAUCUCUCUGGGUCACCUCAAUGAAUUCUCUUCGGACAGCCCCGCAGACUACCAGACCCCAGCUCCGGCCACCCCCACCUCAGGGGAGGAGCAGGAGCUCCAUUACGCCACCCUCAAUUUCCACAGGCUGAGGCCCCACAACUUUCAAGACCAGGACACCACCGAGUACUCAGAGAUCAAGAUCCAGAAAUGAUGCCCCGCCGCCAACCCCACAACCAGGCUGGAGCCCAGAAAAUGCAUCUCUGAAGAAAAUGUGUGCCGGGCACCUAUUCUUGAAGACUUGACUGCCCUCUGAGCCAGAGCUUAUAAAUGAGCAGGUGAAGCUCCUUGGAGCGGCUAAAGGUCACAGAGAGUCCUUAGGUUCAAAUCCAGGCCCUGGUAACCCUAAGGGUGUUAUAUCAGGCAAGUCACUUUACCUCUCUGUGCUUCAGUUUCCUUCUCUGUAAAAUGGGGA
Messenger RNA from Kogia breviceps (pygmy sperm whale), 1997 nucleotides. NCBI's taxonomy places the organism in Eukaryota, Metazoa, Chordata, Mammalia, Artiodactyla, Physeteridae. The record is from RefSeq and is a predicted model, not a curated record.